UUGGCGGACGAAUGAUCAAAGAUACAGAAAUGGAGUUCCCCGAGUGCCCAGUUUGCCUGCAAACGUACGACGGCGAGUCCACAGUUCCUCGCGUUCUCUCUUGUGGCCAUUCAGCCUGCGGAACCUGCCUCGACAAUCUCCCUCAGCGAUACCCCGAAACCAUUCGAUGUCCCGCCUGCAACGUUCUCGUGAAAUAUCCCUCUCAAGGCGCUUCGGCUCUCCCCAAAAACAUCGACCUCCUCAGACUCUGCCCCCAACACAACGCCGGUCAGCAAAUAUCCAAAAAACCCAUCAAUCAAAACCACGAGAUGUUUCCUCAGCUCUGGUCUGAUGAAUUCUACAAAGCUUGGAAGCACUGGGUCCUGCCGCACGCCGCCGUUUCGAUCGAACGGGGAGAUGCUGACGACGGAGUUGAGCGACUGUUGCUCGGAAGAAUUGUUCCCAUUUCAGAUUCAGAUUCUUCUUUCCCGAUUAGGGUUGGAGAAGACCGAACUGUAAGUCUUGUUCGAGUCGUUUCGUUGCCUUGUUCUAAUAGUGAUCAUGUGUUUAAGCUUAGUUAUACUUCGAGGGUUCUGAAAUGCUUGAGCGAGUUGAAGGAUAGGGAGAGGGAUGAACUGGGUUUGAUUUUGGGAGCUGGUAUUAUGAAUGGUGGAAGAAUGUGUAGAACAUAUGGGUUAUGGGGUAAUUUGGAGGAUGGAUUUCUGUACUUAGUAUGUGAGAGACGCAAUGAUAACUUAGUGGAUAGGAUUAACAAUUGGAUUAAGAAACUUGAUAUCAGAAACAAGGUUGGCUUGAACAAAGAUGACUUAUGCAGUUUUGCCUUGAUUGCCACCGAGUUAUGUGAAGCAAUCAUCGCUAUGCAUUCUCUGAGGUUAAGUAUUGGCUUUCUUGGUCUUUCAUGUUUUAGUGUUGGUGAAUUUGGUUGUGUUUGUGUUGAUUUAAAUGGGGUUUUGACGAUGGGAAGAACUGUUCGAACAGCGGUGGAAGCUGUUUCUAUCGGAUCAAAACUCGAUACCAAGGAACUGGGAAUUAUUAUUAGUAAUCUGAUGAAGAAGGAGGCUUUUGUCAGCCCAGAGGUAUUACUCAAAUUACUGCGUAAAGAUGACGUUGUGCUGGAAUGUGGCACAACUCUAUGUUCGGUCGGGAACAAGUGCGAUAUUUGGUGUUUGGUGUUUGUUUUGCUGAGUCUUCUUCUUGGAAAGGAAUGCAUUGUGGUGAGUCUUGAAGAAAUUCAGUCUGAUUGCUCUGCCUUUUAUGGGAGUUGGGUGGAGAAAGUUAAUUCUUGUUUGAACACGAAGUUCGGUUCGGAGUAUUCAUCAUUGAAUCAGACACUCUGCCGUUCUUUAAGUUUUAAUCCCGAAAACCGUCCAUGUGUUGUUGAACUGUUGAGAUGCUUUAGGGAAUUGAUUGUUGUUUCUGAGUUGGAUGCUUUGGGCAGUUUGAAACUUGUAGUUAAUGAAUAUGGUGCUGAUCAUUGCUUGGUUCUGGGGGAUCUCAUUCAACUUCCCCACGAAUUGACUGAAACUCAGAGCGACGAUAUGGAUCGAAUUGGGGCGGAAAGAACAACGAAAGCUUUUGUUGAUGGGCUAUCAGCUGGAAUGGUGAAGUCCAGCGACAUGCUCGGCCAUCGUGAUAGCGUUACAAGUUUAGUAGUUGGUGGGGGUUAUCUGUUUAGCUCGUCAUAUGAUAAGACUGUCCAAGCAUGGUCUUUACAAGAUUUCUCUCAUGUACAUACAUUUAUCGGGCACGAGCAUCGUAUAACGGAUUUGGCAUAUAUCGAUGAAGAACAACCGUUGUGUGUAAGUGCUGAUAUUGGUGGUGGUAUAUAUGUCUGGAGCAUUGUUCUUCCUCUCAAGCAAGAUCCAUUAAAGAAAUGGUACGAGGAGAAGGAUUGGCGCUACGAUGGUAUUCAUGCGUUGGCCUACUCCGGAAAUGGGUGCCUUUAUACCGGUGGAGGCGAUAGAUCUGUUAAAGCAUGGUCAUUGAAGGAUGGAACCUUAUCUGGCUCCAUGUAUGGUCAUAAAUCAGUAGUUUCUGCUCUUCUGGCCAGUAAUGGCAUUCUUUACAGUGGCAGUUGGGAUGGAACUGUUCGGUUAUGGAGUCUUUCCGAUCGUAGUCAGUUGGCCGUGCUCGGGGAAGAAUCAACUGGAAGUUUGGGUUCUGUUCUGUGUCUUGCUGCUAACAUGGACAUACUUGUUGCAACUCAUGAAAAUGGAUCUAUAAAGCUUUGGAGGAACGAUGUAUUUAUGAAAACCAUGAAACUACACGAUGGUGCCAUAUUCGCCACCAGCAUGCUGGGGAAACAACUCGUCACCGGGGGUCGGGACAAGGCCAUAAAUGUACAGGAGUUAUUCGACAACGAGCUCGAGAUUGAUUGUAGACAUCUUGGAUCUAUCCCUUCAAAUUCUACAGUAACAGCAUUAUUGUGUUGGCAAGACAAACUUUAUGUUGGAUAUGCAGAUAGGUGCAUUAAGGUGUAUUAUUAUGGAAAAUGAUACCUAUUUCAACGGAUCUGCUGAGCAAAUUUCCAUGGCAGAAAAAAUUAGAAUAGCACUUCAAAAGGAGCUUCCAUAAGCGUCAUGUUGUAAUUAUUUUUAAUAACAAUUUGGUUAAAUUUAUUUUAUAAUGCUUUAUUUUAAA
This is a messenger RNA of Cucurbita maxima (winter squash), 2640 nucleotides long. RefSeq lists its product as uncharacterized. The record is from RefSeq and is a predicted model, not a curated record. NCBI's taxonomy places the organism in Eukaryota, Viridiplantae, Streptophyta, Magnoliopsida, Cucurbitales, Cucurbitaceae. Gene Ontology annotation, molecular function: protein binding. Bases 12 to 2495 code for a protein of 827 amino acids. The transcript has 7 exons.